Onthophagus taurus is the source of this 1116-nucleotide messenger RNA. RefSeq names its product 14-3-3-like protein 2. The record is from RefSeq and is a predicted model, not a curated record. NCBI's taxonomy places the organism in Eukaryota, Metazoa, Arthropoda, Insecta, Coleoptera, Scarabaeidae.
UUGUGUCUUGUUAAUGAACCGUAAGUUAAGGUGUUGUUCUGUUUUUGCAGUAUGGUUAAAUCUGUAAAAGUUAUUGUUCCAUAGUUAAAGUUCUUUUAAUAAUAACAACGAGUUAAGAGACGUUAUUUAAAAGAAAACAUAUCACUGGAAUCACUGCAAGACAACAUCCCCCUUCAAUUUUUUUGAAGAAAACUAUAGCAACAAUCACUCCAAAAUAUUUUAACAUUUCUCCUGUCAAUCUUUUUUAAUUAAUUUCUUCCUGAUUCUUCCUCACCAUUAUGACUGAAUUAAAUCAAUUAACUAAAGAUCAAUUGGUAGAACGUGCAAAACUUGCGGAAGAAGCGGAAAGGUUCGAUGAUAUGGCCGCGACUAUGAAAAUUGUAACUGAAAUGGGGGGAGAAUUGAGUAACUUUGAAAGAAAUUUGUUAUCGGUCGGCUACAAGAACGUAAUUAGUUGUCGAAGAUCGGCAUGGAGAGUGAUUUCAUCGAUUGAACAAAAAACUAAAACCGGGUCGGAUGUAAAGCAAAAAAUGGUGAAGGAGUAUCGAGAAGAAAUUGAAAAAGAAUUAAACGAUAUCUGUCGGGAUUUGAUUAAUUUAUUGGAUAAAUAUUUAAUUCCAAAUGCAACGUUGGCUGAAGCUAAAGUAUUUUAUUUAAAAAUGAAAGCGGAUUAUUUUCGGUAUUUAGCUGAAGUUGCAACAGAAGAUCGUAAAGGAAAUGUUACGGAAGAUGCGCAAAAAGUGUAUCACGAAGCUUUCGAAAUUGCAACAAGCAAAUUGACACCAACACAUCCAAUUCGAUUAGGAUUGGCAUUAAAUUUUUCGGUAUUUUUCUACGAAAUUUUAAGUUUGUCAGAUAAAGCAUGUCAAAUGGCCAAACAAGCAUUUGAAGAUGCUAUAGCCGAAUUAGAUACUUUAAAUGAAGAUUCAUAUAGGGAUAGUACUCUUAUUAUGCAACUUUUAAGAGAUAAUUUAACUUUAUGGACAAGCGAUACACAAACCUCACAAGACGAACAAGACGGCGGAGAUAAUUAAAUAAAUAAUUGUAAAAAAUUUGAAAUAUUUUUUGUAAUUUUGUUUAGACUAAAUAGAUAAGUCAAACAAAUAUAAUAAUUUU